GAAGGUCAGCCCGUAUGCCGCCUGCAUCUCCAACCGCAACGCCUCCUCGCAAGAUGUGGAGGUGGCAAUCGCCUGGGGCUGUCAACAUCUUACAGGCGAGUGGAACUGCAAUCACAUCGACAAAGGCUGCCAAAGUGACGUUUUCGCCAAAGGCGAUUGG
Messenger RNA from Symbiodinium sp. CCMP2456, 160 nucleotides. NCBI's taxonomy places the organism in Eukaryota, Dinophyceae, Suessiales, Symbiodiniaceae. The record is from the annotation of a GenBank genome assembly.